Molecule: messenger RNA, 1438 nt
Organism: Arabidopsis arenosa
Lineage: Eukaryota; Viridiplantae; Streptophyta; Magnoliopsida; Brassicales; Brassicaceae
Source: the annotation of a GenBank genome assembly
AAUAGAAAAAAGUAUAGAGAUGAAGAAAGCAGAGCUAAUAUUCGUUCCUCUGCAUGGGACCGGUCACCUUUUGUCGACGAUCGAGUUCGGAAAGCGUCUACUCAAUCUAGACCGUCGGAUUUCCAUGAUUACAAUCCUUUCCAUGAAUUUCCCUUACGUUCCUCAUGCCGACGCUUCUCUUGCUUCGCUCACAGCCUCCGAGCCUGGAAUCCGACUCAUCAGUCUUCCGGAUCCACAUCCGACCAAGCUUCUCGAUACGUCAUCCGAUACUUACAUACUCGAUUUCGUCGAUCAAAACAUACCUUGUUUCAGAAAAACGAUCCAAGAUUUGGUCUCAUCAUCACCUUCUGGAGGUAGACAUGUCGCCGGCUUGAUUCUUGAUUUCUUCUUCGUUGGUUUGAUCGAUAUUGGCCGUGAGGUAAACCUUCCUUCGUAUAUCUUCAUGACUUCCAACUUCGGUUUCUUAGGAGUUCUACAGUAUCUCCCGGAACGACAUUGCUCCGGCGAGGAAGAGUUAGAGAUUCCGACGUUCGUGAACCGUGUUCCCGCCAAGGUUCUGCCGCCUGGUGUGGACAAAAUUGGGGAGCGAUUACGUGAAGCCAAGGGUAUUUUAGUCAAUUCGUUUACCGAAGUCGAGCCUUAUGCUGCUGAACAUUUUUCUCGAGGACGAGAUUACCCUCACGUGUAUCCUGUUGGGCCGGUUCUCAAAUUAACGGGCCGUACAAAUCCGGGUCUAGCUACCGAAGAGAUGAUGAAAUGGCUUGACGAGCAAACAGACUCGUCGGUUUUGUUCCUGUGUUUCGGGAGCAUGGGAGUCUUUCCUGCACCUCAGAUUACAGAGAUUGCUCACGCGCUCGAGCUCAUCGGGUGUAGAUUCAUCUGGGCGAUCCGUGCGAGUAUGGCGGGAGAUGGCGAUCCUCACGAGCCGCUUCCAGAAGGAUUCGUCGAUCGAACAAUGGGCCGUGGAAUUGUGUGUAGUUGGGCUCCACAAGUGGAUAUCUUGGCCCACAAGGCAACAGGUGGAUUCGUUUCUCAUUGUGGAUGGAAUUCUGUACAAGAGAGUCUAUGGUACGGCGUACCAAUUGCCACGUGGCCGAUGUAUGCGGAGCAACAGCUGAACGCAUUUGAGUUGGUGAAGGAGCUGGACUUAGCCGUGGAGAUAAGACUUGACUACGUGGCAGACGGUGAUAGGGUUACUUUGGAGAUCGUGUCAGCCGAUGAAAUAGCCACAGCCGUCCGAUCAUUGAUGGAUAGUGAUAACCCUGUGAGAAAGAAGGUUAAAGAGAUAUCACAAGUGGCGAGGAAAGCUGUUGGUCAUGGUGGUUCUUCUAUGGUGGCUACAGCAACUUUUAUCAGAGAUAUUCUUGGGGAUCACUUUUGAUCAUUUUCUUUGGGAGCAAAAUAAUUAUGUAAUUUGUAAUAAAUAAACAAAUGUUAU